Molecule: messenger RNA, 1141 nt
Organism: Daphnia pulicaria
Lineage: Eukaryota; Metazoa; Arthropoda; Branchiopoda; Diplostraca; Daphniidae
Gene: Ublcp1
Product: ubiquitin-like domain-containing CTD phosphatase 1
Exons: 6
Coding region: 143-1102 (319 amino acids)
Biological process (GO): protein dephosphorylation
Cellular component (GO): nucleus
Molecular function (GO): protein binding; protein serine/threonine phosphatase activity
Source: RefSeq, a predicted model, not a curated record
CGCGUUCGGUUGUUGACUAACUGGUCUGCUGUGCUAGUGACUUCUGAAAAAGUUGGAUGACAGAAACACUAGAAUUUAGAAUUAGUGAAUUAUUUCCAAUUUAAAGUGUGUCUGUCCUGAUUAAUUACUUCAGCUGUUCGUCAUGGCGGAUGCCAUGAGUUAUAUUGUUAAAUGGUCUGCGAAAGAGCACACGGUGCUUGUCGACAAAGAUGGUACCGUGUUGUGUCUGAAGAAGGCCAUUGAAGUUCAAACUGGAGUUAAAGUAGAAAGGCAAAAACUAUUAAAUUUAAAAUUUAAAGGAAAAGCUGCUGAGGAUGGGUUGAAACUGUGUAAUUUAGAUCUAAAAGUUGGCUUUAAAAUUAUGAUGAUGGGAUCCCUAGAACAAGACAUCACCACAGCUUCUACUGCUCCAGAAAUUGUUGAUGAAGUAAUCAAUGAUUUAGACUUGACAGAGGAAGAAAUAGCUUUGGAAAAUAGAGAAGAAUAUCUAGCAAAGAUCGCAAAACGUGUUGAGACCUAUGAAAUAAAAUUGAUUAAUGAACCAAGGUCUGGAAAAAAAUUGUUGGUCUUGGAUAUAGACUACACUCUGUUUGAUCAUCGAUCUGCUGCAGAAACUGGAAAUGAAUUAAUGAGACCAUUUCUACAUGAGUUUCUAACUUCUGCAUACAAUGACUAUGAUAUUAUGAUUUGGUCGGCAACUUCAAUGAAAUGGAUUGAAGAAAAAAUGAAGCUUCUUGGAGUAACCACAAAUCAAAACUACAAGAUAUUAGGAUACCUUGAUUAUUUAGCUAUGAUCUCAGUGCACAUGGACAAAUAUGGAUUACUUGAUGUCAAGCCUCUUGCUGUGAUAUGGGGAAAAUUUACUGGUGUCUACACUUCGAAGAACACCAUCAUGUUCGAUGACAUAAGAAGGAAUUUUUUGAUGAAUCCUCAAAAUGGCCUGCGUAUUCGAGCCUUUCGUGACGCUCAUCAGAACCGCGAUAAAGAUCGUGAACUUCUUUAUUUAGCUCAGUAUUUGAAAGAUAUUGCACCACUUGAAGACAUCAGUCAUCUUAAUCAUCGAUCUUGGGAAAAGUACAGACCGUCGAAGAAACAUAAAUAACUCAUUGAUUAUCAAUAAACAUGAAUUUUUUCAGUUAAA